CACGUCGCAUUUCUCUGCUUUUUCGCGAGAUUGUCGCUUCUCGUUCACUGUGUCUGUCCUGGAUCCGAAACGAAAACAACGGUGUUCGCUUUUCCCUGGGGAAAUUCGUUGCCGAGCGUAAUUGGCGUGGACGAAACAGGAGCCACUUUUCGGUGGUUGCCUAAGCCCUGAGAUCCGAGAGCAUAGUGUGUGUGAACGAUAUGGUGGACUACUACAAGGUACUCGAGGUGCAACGAACCGCCUCCAGCGGUGACAUCAAAAAAGCGUACAGAAAAUUGGCAUUAAAAUGGCAUCCGGACAAGAACCCGGAGAACCUGGAAGAAGCGAACAAGAGGUUCAAAGAGAUCUCCGAGGCGUACGAAGUGCUCUGCGAUGAUGCGAAGAGACGAACCUACGACCAACGAUUGUAUCAGAAGGCGUCGUCGAGGCCCGGCCGUGGAUUCACCUGCCGGAAUUACUUUGACUCUGCUUUCCAUCGAUUUUUCGAAAAGAAGAGGCGAGUUUACGAUCAGUAUGGAAAGGAGGGUCUUCAAAUGCCUGGCGGCAAGAGGCGACACCAUGACGACUUUGAUACACACUACACCAGCACCUUCGUAUUCAGAGAUCCAGCGGAAGUGUUCAGAGAAUUCUUCGCCGAUGCACCUUUCGCGGAUUUAUACAAAAUGUCCAGUGACCUCAAUGGAGGAUUCCACAGGCAUAGCCAUCCAAGCAGUAACAGCAUCAGUACGUCCUUCCUCGAUCCGUUUGGCAUCGGUUUUUCACCGUUCAACAACCUUUUCGAAGGUGCACCGGGCCACUUCACCUCGUUCAACACGUUCACGACCUUCGGCGGGACCAGCGGCAGCGGCGGUGGUGGUUUCGGUGGCGGCGGCGCUGUAAAGAAAACAAGCACCUCGACUAGAUUCAUCAACGGCAAAAAGAUCACCACCAAGAAGGUUUUCGAGAACGGCAAGGAGAUCAUAAUGUCCUACGAGAACGAUGUGCUGAAGUCGAAGACUGUGAACGGCGUGCCACAAUCAAUAACGUUUGACGAGUCGGCAUCGACCAGUCGCCCGCGGACCGACAAUUCCAGCAGCUCGACGAUCGGUCACCAGAACACAAGAACGGUCCACGACGAUCAUCUGAAGGCUAGCCGAAUAAAGACCCACCAUCAUCCGAUUCUCACUAAGAAGCACACGGACAAGAGUAAGAGAAAAUAGAGGCCCACCAUAUCUCUUGCAGCCUUUUUCUCUACGUUCAUUUCUCUCUUCCGUUAAAUCUUUUUUAUUUCUUUCCGUUGGUCUCUUCAUCUUUCCAAUCAAACACACACAUAUACACCCAAGCACACGUUACAUGCAUAUACAUAUGUGUACACCACUGCGAAGCCGAUGUAAAUUUCCGUUUCUUUUCCUGAUUAACGUUGCUCUGCUUAUUACUACUACGCUGUCGUUCAGAAUAAGGGAACGUGUGUACGGUGUUGUGGUUCCCCACUCCCCCUCUCAGGAAGAAAAAGGCGAGCCUGCGCGAAGAAACGAAGUCCUCUGUUUUGUUAAUUUAGCUAUCGCAAUCUGGUCAAUUAUAUUUUCGGUUCCUUUCGAUCAA
Messenger RNA from Dufourea novaeangliae, 1581 nucleotides. RefSeq names its product dnaJ homolog subfamily B member 6-like. The transcript is spliced from 8 exons. The coding region runs from base 201 to 1199 and encodes 332 amino acids. NCBI's taxonomy places the organism in Eukaryota, Metazoa, Arthropoda, Insecta, Hymenoptera, Halictidae. The record is from RefSeq and is a predicted model, not a curated record. Gene Ontology annotation, molecular function: Hsp70 protein binding.